AUGGGUUCGGCCUCUUCCAAGCACCGGGCUUUAGAGGACUGGGAGGACAAGGACGAGUCGUCUUUUCCCUGGCUCGAGCCUCGCGGUUUAAAAGUCGGCCAUGCGACGGACGUGCGACGCGCUUAUCGCCUGACGAGAGAUGUCCUUGGGGAGGGUCGCACAAGCAUCGUUUGGGUGGGCGUGGACAGGUUGAGUGGGACCCACGUGGCAGUGAAGAUGAUAUCUAAGCGGAUUGUGACAGCAAUGAAGGGAGAAGAGCAUCGGGCGUCUGAGAUUGAGAUCCUCCUUGCGCUGCAACGGAGUGAAGCAAGCAAGCAAUCAGACGGGAACAGCGACAGCUGUGCUGCUGCCGCCACCACCCCUGCGAGCAGCAACGGCAGCAUUAACACAACCAGCAGCACCACCGCUGCCGCCACUAAUAGCGGCGCUACCAGUUCCACUGAAACAACAGGAUCAUUACCUUCAUUUGCAGACCCUGCCUGUCCUGCUUCCUCUGGCAGUUCUGACACGGCUGCUGAUGCACGUGAUCCUGCCUCAGUCCCAGCCUGUCCCGGCGUUCUCCCAGUGCUGGGCACAUUUGAGGAUACCCGCUUUCUCUUCCUGGUCACUCCAUUGGUGACUGGAGGGGACCUCCUCUCGCACAUCGCAUCCCGACCCAAGUUCUCAGAGCGCCAUGCAUCAGUCAUUGUGCGAAAUCUGCUCAAGACUCUUGCACAUCUACAUUCUAAAGGGAUCGCACACCUUGAUGUUAACCCGACUAACAUUCUCUUCCCUGGUACAUCAUCCAAGCUUCUCCACUUGGUGGAUUUCGGAUCAGCCAUGCGCAUCCCUCCUGAAGGCGCUGCCUCGCCCUCUCCUGGCACCACACCCUUCUUUGCUGCCCCAGAAGUUUCCCAGAAACGUGUCUUUGCUCAGGCUGCAGACAUGUGGAGUCUGGGUGCGGUGCUGUUCUUGAUGGUAGGUGGGGUGCAUCCCAGCGUGGCUGUGGGUAAGGUGGCAACAUCUGCGGAGCAAGUUCAUGGGAAUGCCACGUGGCUAAGAUUACAGGCUGGUGACGUGGAGGGUUUGCCAGAUGAUCCCUCGUCCGAGCUUCUGGAGUUUCUGACGAGAUUGCUCACGCCGAAUCGGUCGGAGCGGAUGACAGCGAUAGACGCACUGUCACAUCCUUGGAUAAGCUCGUCUGCAUGCAAGCUGCGCCUGAGCCCCUUGCAGACGUCGGUGAGAAAUUGCAAGGAGUACGUGUCGAGGCGCACUGCUGGGUGCAUUGGCAGCGGUGUUGUGAGCUGUUCUACACCGAAACUUUACGAGCAGGAUGCACGAAAAGGAGCAGGGACGGCAGCAUUGGAAAGUAUUAGCAAGAAAAACUCAUUGGGGAGUGAUGCUGGAAUCGAAGGAUUCAGUGGUCAAAUGGGGAGGUUGGUGGUCGACACUACACUGGAUCUCGAACCGAUGAAGAAAAAGGAGCUCAAGUGGAAGAGUGUUGACAGUGAGCAAAUCUAG
Closterium sp. Yama58-4 is the source of this 1500-nucleotide messenger RNA. Lineage: Eukaryota; Viridiplantae; Streptophyta; Zygnematophyceae; Desmidiales; Closteriaceae. The record is from the annotation of a GenBank genome assembly.